ACGACAACGAACCCGUAGUCGUUAACCCCACAGGGUGGAGUGAAGACCCGAAAAAAAUCAACAAGAAACGUAUUUGUGGAGAAGGAGAACCAGAAACCCAUUCUCUACCAUUGAAAUUAUCUCCCUAUAACUCCAACCUUCCAAUUUCUGCACCUCAUGUUCACCACCAACGUCCAUGGCCGGCGCAUCUACUUCCUUCUCCCCUCAUCUCAUCAAAUCUACCGUCUCCAAUCUCGCCAGAACAAUCCGCGCCGCCACCCCUUUUCAUCUUGUUCCUUUCUCCACCAAGACUCCCAAUAGCCCCCUUUCCUCUUCUGAAGACCUUGCUCAAGGACCCUCUUGCAUAUUCGUCGGCCCCAUCGAAACCGCCACUCAAGAAACCCUUGAAGCUCUCUAUCUCCAGGCUAGGGAUGCGUAUUACAGUGGCCAACCGUUGAUUCUUGAUGAUAUGUUUGAUAGAGUCGAGUUGAAACUGAGGUGGUAUGGCUCCAAAUCUGUGGUUAAAUACCCUCGUUGUAGUCUUAGACGGCAAUCGACGUAUUCAGAUGCUGAGGAAGAUCUAUCACAGGUUCUGGCAUUAGCAGGCAUAUGGUUGCUGUUUCUGGCACUUGGUUGUUCCGCAUGUCUUGUUCCUUUAAUCUGCAUAGCUGACUUAAUUUUCAAGGAUCCACUGAGUUUAGGACUUUCCUAUGACACCCAUGGAUCUCCAUUUGGAUUUCUUUCUGCUAUAAAUGCCAUCCUCUUCAUGGCAUUUGGGUCUUUGAUUGGCUACCCGAUUACUACAGCUUCUGUGGGAGUACUUCAAGGGUUAUGGAGAAAUGAUUUGGUGGCACUUAAAGGAGCCUGCCCAAAUUGUGGAGAAGAAGUGUUUGCAUUUGUGAGAUCUGAUCGUGCCAAUGGCUCUCCUCAUAGAUCAGACUGUCAUGUUUGUGAGUGCUUGUUGGAAUUCCGGAUCAAGUUUGAGAUUACAGAAAUCAAGUACAAAACUUGGUCGACAAUGGGUUUACGGGCGUAUCUACCUUGUAAGGCGUAAAAGCAGGCACCAAAGAUUGCUGUAGGAUUUCUACUCCCAACUUGUAAGAGCAAUUUGUCUAUACAUGUAGUGACAUGAUUCUUUUCCAGUCUUGAUCUUGCUUGCAAUGUAACUAAGUGAGAUAAUAUGCAACGAUAUCUUAUAGUGCCAGCUAGGUGAUUACAAAUUAAGUUAGCUGCUGCCAAUAGUUGAUUGAUACUCUUUCAUCAUCUUAAUCCCAUGGGCUUUGCAUAUUCCAUUUGUAGUC
This is a messenger RNA of Cucumis sativus (cucumber), 1280 nucleotides long. Its product is annotated as PGR5-like protein 1A, chloroplastic. Gene Ontology annotation, cellular component: chloroplast thylakoid membrane. The record is from RefSeq and is a predicted model, not a curated record. NCBI's taxonomy places the organism in Eukaryota, Viridiplantae, Streptophyta, Magnoliopsida, Cucurbitales, Cucurbitaceae. The transcript is spliced from 8 exons. Bases 176 to 1033 code for a protein of 285 amino acids. Gene Ontology annotation, biological process: photosynthetic electron transport in photosystem I. Gene Ontology annotation, molecular function: oxidoreductase activity, acting on iron-sulfur proteins as donors.